CGUUACGGUUCAACCGCGACGCGCCUCGAUUCUUUUAAUACCCGUGACGUCCUCAAAACAUUUUCGAGGCUUCUUUACUAGCGCGAGACAGGUAAAGCGAAUAAAGUCAAGUCUUAAGGACACAACAACAAACAGGAUGACCGCAAUGUUGAAGACAGUACUGUUCUUGGGGCUGGCGAUGGUAGUUGCAGCCCAGGAAGUCGAAAGACGUUGGCCAGUUGGUGCCGAAUGCGCGAAGCAGUCCGACUGCCCGCCGGGUUCUUGUUGCACCAUAGACAAUAGGUGGUUUGUCAGUGAUAUUUAG
Molecule: messenger RNA, 304 nt
Organism: Copidosoma floridanum
Lineage: Eukaryota; Metazoa; Arthropoda; Insecta; Hymenoptera; Encyrtidae
Product: astakine
Source: RefSeq, a predicted model, not a curated record